Messenger RNA from Hymenoscyphus albidus, 938 nucleotides. The record is from the annotation of a GenBank genome assembly. Lineage: Eukaryota; Fungi; Ascomycota; Leotiomycetes; Helotiales; Helotiaceae.
UGGGAACGUGGGCAUUUUAUAUAUUAACGAUGAUAACUACUUAAAUCUAGUGGAUUUUGCAGCUGAACUCUAUGAAGGAUAUGGUACUCGAGUAUAUGAAUGGAGCUGAUUUAGCGAGAGCUGAAGCUCAGUUGCCUGAAACUUCCAAUUUCGAAGAAGUUACUGUAAAUAUGAACAUUACUCCGACAACCAAAUCAGCUGGGAUUCUAGACUCUUCACUGCCCCGAAACGAAGCAAUUGACAUAAAUUGGUCAGGUGAAGCAAACAAAGAACUCCUAACCAAGGAAAUCCGUCCAACGUACGAGUCAGAGAAGGGGUGACGUCACAAAGAUGACGACCACUUAAACACCAACCUACUCCGCCUUCUCCCUUUCACAUCAACAACUCCAAUCAUCAAGAAAACCACACAGAAACUAAGUCCACUACAACCGCAAACAUGCAAUCAAACACCUUCUACAACCUCUUCAUCCAAUUCUGCCUCUUCGCUUUCGCGAUGGCAGAGGAGAAAGUAAUUGCACAAAGCCACGGAAACAGCCUGGCAUAUGGUACGAGUGGCGGUGUGAUUGGCUUCAUCAUCUUGAUUCUGGAUAUCAUUGUCUUCAGUAAGUUGUCCCCAAUCUCCAAUCUAUCUCGUGGUAAUAAAGUGCGUUGCUAAUGUGAUGCGUCUACAGUCGAAGUCUUAAAGUCCAACCGACCUCCUCUCCACAAAGUCUUGUGGUGUCUCGUCGUCUUCUUGUUCCCUAUUAUCGGCAUGCUCGUUUACUACUUUUUCUCGAACCGUGGUGCUCACUCUGGUAGUGGGAAUUAUGAGGCUAUUCCAUAGAUGGGGUAUGAAGAUGCAUAAGAGUGGAGCCGGGUGGCACGUUGCGUCGGGAAUGUUGGGGGAUGCAACGGGUUUGCGAGGGUAUUAGAUGUUGAUGCGACGAUGGCAGGUUGCG